Paramecium sonneborni is the source of this 2452-nucleotide messenger RNA. The record is from the annotation of a GenBank genome assembly. Lineage: Eukaryota; Ciliophora; Oligohymenophorea; Peniculida; Parameciidae.
AUGAAUGCUAUUUAAAGAUUUGUAGUGAUGCUAUUUUAGAUCAACGGACUAGGAUUUUCUAUUUAUUACUAUUCAUUGAGUCAAGAAAAUAGUAAUUUGGCUUAUCUGAUUCUAUAAUCUAUUCUUGGUUUGAUCUUGCUAUUAAUAUAAACAAAAAAUAAGAAAAUCUAAUAUAUAGGAAAUAUUACAAUAAUUCAGUUUAGUCUCUUUUGGUAAGUCAUAACAAAUUAGAGGAAUAUAUAAUAUAACAGUGAAGCUUAGGUGAUAAUAGCUCAUUUUUUAACAACAUAAUUAUUUCAGGAUUUGAAAAGAUUUUAGGAGUAAUAAAUUCAAGUAAGAUAUCGAAUUGUUUGGUUUUUGCUAUUACUACAGUCUACUUUUUUUUAAAUUCUUUACAUUUCUUAAACUGCUUAGAUUGAUUUAUCUUAUUUUUAAGGGAUUAUAUGUUUACUAUUUUCAUUUGUAAUCAAUUACACUAUAUGUAUAAGAAAGCAAUCAAAAAUGCAAAGUAAAGCAAGUGACUCUUAAUAGCACAUCAAUUGUACAUAAAUGAUAAAAAGAAAAGAAAGAGUAUUGUCUUUAGCUGAAUCAGAGAAGAUUUCACCAAAAAGUAAUUAAUCUCCACGUUUUCGAUUAAUUCCUGAAUUAUCUCUAAAUGAUUAAUCUUUACAUUCUGAUAUUUUAGACUUAAAGAUGUAGUAUUCUCAUGAAGGUUUGAUUGGAUUAAGACUUAAACAAAAUAAUUAGGAUAUGGAUAUUAUUUAUUCUAAUGUAGCAUCAAAAGCACUAUUAUCUGCAAAUUCUACAAAAGAAAUAUUAGACAUUUUUAAUUGUUUUUCUAAUUUAAGUUAUACAUACCAUCAAAAUCAUGAUGAAUAUUAACUUCAUUUGAAACAUUCAAAACAAUUAUGUAGUAAAAGUAUGGCUUUUUUAAAAAGUGAUCAAAUAAAUCAAUCUCCUCAUCCUAAUUUAUUAUAUUUGUUAGAAACACAUUCAGUAAAAAAUUAAAUCUCACAUUUUAAAGAUAUUUUUGAAAAAUUCCAAUCCAACUCUUUUAAUGAAUCUUUUGUUAUACAUGCAUUAUUUCCCAAUAAUAAUGUUACAAUGUCUUAGAGUGAGAAGUAAGUAGAAAAAAUGUUGGAAUUAACAUUAAUAAAAAGAAAUUUCAAUUUAUAUUUUAUGUUGAUUAGAGAUAUAACACAUAAAUAGAAAAUUAGAUAUUUGAAAGAAUAUGAUGUUUAAAAAUCUAAAAUGUUAUCUUAUGUUAGUCAUGAAUAUAGAUCACCUUUAAAUUGUAUAAUUUAAAUGAUUGAAGAUGCAUUACAUUCUAAUUAAUUAUCAAAUGAUUUGAAUGAAAUCUUAUAGGCUGCUUUAGAUAAUUCAAACUAUAUAUUGAAUUUAUCUAAUGAUUUAUUAGAUUUGGCAUAAAUUAAAAAUGGGAAAUUUGCCAUUUAAAGAUCGAAAUUCAAUUUGAUUUAAUUAAUUAAAGAAGUUUUAAAGCUUUUUGAAUUAAAGGCAAAAAUAACUAAUAUUAAUUUAUCAUAUCAAUAUGAUAGUGCUGCUUCCACUAUUAUUAUUUCUGAUAGAAAUAGAAUUAAACAAAUAUUAGUUAAUUUAGUUAGUAAUAGCUUUAAAUUUGCUUCAACAAAAAUCAUCAUUUAAGUAACUUUUAUAGAUUUAAUUUCAUUAAGAAUUGGAGUUUAAGAUGAUGGUAUUGGAAUUCCUGAAGAAGAAUAAAAAAAACUAUUUAAAUCAUUUUCAAAAAUUAAUUCAGAAGAAAGUAGGAAACGUAAUGAAUAAGGUGUAGGACUUGGCUUAGUAAUAAGCAAUUAAAUAUCUAUUUCUAUAGGUUGUGAAGGUUUAUAAAUAAAUUCUAAACCUAAUUAAGGUACAUAUUUUUAUUUCGAUUUACAUAUUUAAACAGCAAGAUUAAAAAAAGUCAAUAGUUUUAGAAUUAAAGAGAUUUCUGGAAUAUCUUAAGAAGUAGAUGAAGGAUAAGCAUUUCAUGAUGAAGACAAAAUAAAUAUUAAUUUAGAGCCCCCUCUGUAAUGCUAACAUUUGUUACUAGUUGAUGAUGAAGCCUUUAAUAUUUAUACUUUUACUAAAAUAUUAAACAAAAAGUAAUAGUUCUUUUCUAAUUAGAAAUAUUACUGAUAUAGACUCUGCUUCUAAUGGAAAUGAGUGCAUAGAAAAGGUUAAAAACAAAAAAUGCUCUAAUUAAUGUCCUGGAUAUAAACUCAUUUUUAUGGAUCUCGAAAUGCCAAUUCUAAAUGGUUUAAAUGCUGCUUAAUAAAUACUAAAUAAUAAUCCCAAUCAAAUUAUUGUCGCAUGUUCUGGUUACUCUGACAAUUAUCAAAAAGACAACUGUUUAAAAAUUGGCAUGAUUCAUUAUUUAGUGAAGCCUAUUAGAGAUCAUGAGCUCAAUUUUGUUCUCAAAAACUAUUAUUUUUGA